AAGCUGGUCUAAUAGUCUCUGGUGCUCUCCCAGGCUCCAGCACUUCCAAAGUACUUAACAUUUUGAACUGGUCCACCUUAACUGAGAGGAGGAUCCUCCACUUUAAAACAAUUAUGUACAAAGCCGUGAACGAUUUAACACCUAUUUAUAUCUCAGAUAUAUUUAGGCCAUUCAUAAACCCUCAAGCAAGAUUGUUAAGGAAAUCUCGAGAUUUCACUAUCCCUAUUCACUAUCCACAUAAGUCUCCAAUAUACAAAAUGAUGAACCUAUGGAAUGAUCCAGGAUCUGUUCCCUUGGAACAAAAGCUCUUGCCAACUAUUGCAUCUUUUAAAAGAACACUUAAAUUAAAUUUGUUCCCUGGUGUUGUUUCAACUAUUUGUUUAAAAUUAACUCGUCAACAAGAACUUUAUCUGAAUAGAGCCAGGGUAGAUUUAAUUUUAAAAGCCCAGCUCAAAGCCCACAAUUGGAGCUCAGUUGAGUCAUCAAAUUGUUUAUGUGGUUCCCCUGAAACUUUUCCCCACUGUUUCCAUUUUUCAACAUACUACCCCCCCCCCCAGGAUAUCAGCAGCCCUCCUAUCUUUUGUUUCAUUGCAAGGCAUUCUACCAUAUACAGGUGACAUCCAGGUUAAAAUGAAUACUGUACUUUAUUGUUUAUUUAUAUAAGGGGACAUCUAAUGCUUACAGCGCUUUGCCCCUUGUAAUUGUAUCUAAAUGACUUGUGCUUACAAUAAAUAUGAAAGAUGAUAAAAAAAACAUUCUU
This is a messenger RNA of Owenia fusiformis, 760 nucleotides long. Lineage: Eukaryota; Metazoa; Annelida; Polychaeta; Sabellida; Oweniidae. The record is from the annotation of a GenBank genome assembly.